AUGCUACCAUCAUCAAGUAAACCAGAUAUUCAACUUCAAGUUUAUUUUCUUGGUUGUGAUUCAGAUUCUAUAAUUCAUGCAUCAAAAGAUAAAUCAAUUAUGGAUCAUUUAUGUCGUUCAGCAACAUAUAAAACUCAAAAAUUUGAAAAAAUAUAUAAAAGAAAAGAAGCAAAUCGUGUCACUGAUAUUGAUCAACUUUCUUUAUUAGACAAUUCUAUUUCAUUUCCAUCAAAAAAUACUACAAGGCAUAUAUCAAUAGAAAUUACCAAAAAUGAAAAUCCUAAACUAUCAAUACCAAUUGUUAAAUCUAAGACAAGUACACAAUCAUCAUCAUUGAUUGAAGCUAAAAUAGACACAACAAUUCUUAUUCCUCAAGCACCACCAUUACCAAAUUCGUUCGAUUUAGCUAUUAAAUCACAAUCAAAAUCAUUUAAAACAGUAGCUAUUUCACCCGACCAAGAAACCUUAUGGUCAAAAGUAAGACAUUUAUUUUUAGCUUCGCUAUUAAGAAAUUACUUCGAGUAUUUACCAACGAUAUUGACAUGA
Rotaria sp. Silwood2 is the source of this 546-nucleotide messenger RNA. The record is from the annotation of a GenBank genome assembly. Lineage: Eukaryota; Metazoa; Rotifera; Eurotatoria; Philodinida; Philodinidae.